Messenger RNA from Syngnathoides biaculeatus (alligator pipefish), 5223 nucleotides. RefSeq names its product protein serine kinase H1 (gene pskh1). NCBI's taxonomy places the organism in Eukaryota, Metazoa, Chordata, Actinopteri, Syngnathiformes, Syngnathidae. The record is from RefSeq and is a predicted model, not a curated record. Gene Ontology annotation, molecular function: ATP binding; protein kinase activity. The transcript is spliced from 4 exons. Gene Ontology annotation, biological process: protein phosphorylation. The coding region runs from base 1295 to 2593 and encodes 432 amino acids.
AAGAUAGAAAAAAAAUAAUAGCAAAAUAUUUAGAGAAGCAGGAUAUUCCCCAACUGUGACCUAAUUGAUGGAUAAUAUCUCGUGUUGUGUGCUAGAUUUAAAGACUAAAUUGCCUGUAGGUGUGAAUGUGAGUGUAAAUGGUUAUUUAUCUGUAAUUGGCUGGCAACCGGUUCAGGAUAUACCCCACCUCCUGCCGGAAAAUGGGUGAGAUUGGCUCCAGGACUCCCGGAUCCUUGUGAGGAUAAGUGGUUUAGAAAAUGGAUGCUGACUUCUUUUUUUUAACUUUUUAUUUUGUACAUUACCUAAGUGCUUUUAACAGUCUGUACUUUUUCUUUUUACUUGAGCAAAACUGAGGAAAUUAGACCGACUCCCCCCUCCCAAAAUAUAUUUUAUUUUGAAAAUAUACACCGGAAAAAAAUGUGUGAGCGCGUUAGUCUGUAUUCUGGCUUCGGGAAGGUGGUCCUGAUCGACAUUGACAAACACCGACCAGAAAAACAUCCGAGGAGGAACGUUUGCAACGUCUAAUGACAACUUUCAACUUGACAUCGUAUACGAAGGAUACCAUCAAAUGCGGAUUUGAGUCUAACCGUCGUUCUUAGGUGGUUGAGGGGGUUUGACUCUUUUAACUUGAAGAACGAAUUUUGAAAAGUUAUCGAGUUGAAAAUGGAGAGGCCAGCAGAGUGAUAGUGGGGUGAGGGGGCUGGAUUUGGCAUAUUUAGAAGUCCUGCCCUGUUGCUAGCUUGCAUAUUAGCAUGCUCAGCUUCGCCAUCGCUAUUUGGCACGAUUGAGAGUCUUCAUCUUCACUUCACCAGCUUUGCCUGUGAAUACAUUGAUGCUGACCUUGCGCUCUACACGCACUUUCAUCGAAACCAAUUCUUAAAGUUUGCACUUCUCUGUCCCAAGUGCAACCAAGCUCAUGUUAAAUUUUGGAUGCUGCAGUGCUUUCCUUGCUUCAAUUGUCACUGGAUUCCGACGCACUGACUCUGUGCAGAUAUAUCAGCACAGCAACAGAUGGUGACAUGGAGUAAUCGCAUAUUUGCUGGAGAGAGAAGACAUCCAACAUGUUUGUGAUAUUGAGGUAAUGAAAUCUUGGACGUUUUGCAUUAGUGGAUGGAUCUGAUACAUUCAAGAUCAGUGACUGCUGAUGCCAGCUGAUUGGGACUUCAGUUCAAUUCAUGAACCCCCUGUCUGAGUCGGGCCGCAGCCUAGACGACGUUGAGUCGCCUGUUGCGGUGAUGAGGCAGGGCUCCUGGUGGCCUGCUUGGCUGUCUGGGCUGAGUCCCCAAGUUAUGUGAUGGGGUGCAGGAACAGUAAGGUUCUCCCUGAGCCUCCAGGGGAUGUUCAGUUGGACCUGGUCAAAAAGGUGGAUCCACCCCCUCAAACAGACAUCUACAAACACUUCAUUCGAGGAGAUGGUACAGCGAGCAAGGCUGAUGGAGUGGGAAACGACAAGGUGGGCUCCACCUCCCCAUCUCUUACACAGCAGGCACAAGCUGCCACUACUGUCGCCUCCACCCAACACCCUAAAAAUUCAUCUGAGGUGUCAGACCCUCAACGGAAAAAGGUGGCCAAAUAUCGAGCCAAGUUUGACCCACGAGUCACAGCCAAGUACGACAUCAAAGCUUUGAUAGGUCGAGGGAGUUUUAGCAGAGUUGUUCGCGUGGAGCACAAGAGCACUCGGCAGCCGUAUGCCAUAAAGAUGAUUGAGACUCGGUACAGGGAGGGAAGGGAAGUUUGUGAGUCUGAGCUGUGCGUUCUUCGACGGGUUCGCCACACCAACAUAAUCCAGCUCAUGGAGGUCUUUGAGACAACCGAGCGUGUUUACAUGGUAAUGGAACUGGCCACCGGAGGAGAGCUGUUUGACCGCAUCAUUGCUCGGGGCUCCUUCACGGAGCGAGAUGCCACUCGGGUGCUGCAGAUGGUGCUGGAUGGCGUCAAGUAUCUCCACACUUUGGGGAUCACACACCGAGACCUGAAGCCCGAAAACCUGCUGUAUUACCACCCUGGCGCCGACUCUAAGAUCAUCAUCACUGACUUUGGACUGGCCAACAGCAGGAAGAAGGGAGACGAGUGUCUGAUGAAGACCUCCUGUGGCACGCCCGAGUACAUUGCCCCUGAAAUUCUGGUGAGGAAACCCUACACGAAUGCUGUCGACAUGUGGGCAUUGGGAGUGAUCUCAUACAUCCUGCUGUGUGGAACCAUGCCCUUUGAGGAUGACAACCGUAUGAGGCUCUACCGUCAGAUUCUCAAGGGGAAGUACAGCUUCUCUGGAGAGCCGUGGCCCAGUGUCUCCAACCUUGCCAAAGACUUUGUGGAGCGAAUUUUAACAGUGGAUCCUAGCUCGCGGCUGACUGCUGGCCAGGCGCUCAAGCACCCCUGGAUCGUCAGCAUGGCUGCUGCCUCCUCCAUGAAAAACCUACAACGCUGUAUAUCUCAGAACCUGCUGAAGCGUGCGUCAUCUCGCUGCCAUAGCACCAAGUCGGCCCAGUCUACGCACUCCAGUCGUUCAACCAAAUCCAACAAAGCUCGUCGUGUUCGGGAAAAAGAGCUGCGUGAGUUGAACAGACGCUAUCAGCAGCAGUACAAUGGCUGAAGCAUAACUUAUUGUGGGGACUGAAAAGGUCAAAUAGGUAUCGGUACCCCCAAAAAGAAACUCGGAGAAUAACCUGUUUCAAACGCCUUGACAAACAAACUUCGAGGAAGUUCCUGUUGCCAUCAAAACUGUAGAAUAAAUCAAAAUGAUAAUCCCUGAACUUUGAAGGACCUACUUUUUAUAGCAUUUUUUUCCAAUUAUGUUUUACCACAUUGUCAUCUCGCAUUCCAUUUAUCCAUCCACUAACUGGUUGGAGUACUUGUUUCCUUUUAUAUUGUUGUUUCAUGUGUCUUGACAUGUAUUUAUUGAUUAAUGUGGGCAGUCUUCAUUCAGUUGGUCACUGGAAUAAUGACCUUACAUGAGGAUCUGUUAAACAGUGGUUGGGCUAAUUAAGUUACUUAAAAGGACAGUAAACAUUCCCUCACACCCUCUUGAUUGAUGAUAAUUGCUGUGAAUUUAUGUACUAUUUGUCUUGAAGAGUGGCCGCUGGAGAUUUGCAGCAACAUCGACGCGACCUUGAAAGGCAAAAAUGAAGGCAUGUCUUGCCUUCCGUCUAAGAUUAUCUCAUCUUGCCAUAAUUGCUCUGUUUAGUACUUGUGUUUUUAACCUGCCAAAAGACUGUGAAUGUGAUUUCUCUUUUCAGUAUCGUAAAACCACACAGCCCAGCUCAAAGUGCCUUACAUAGAAGUGUAGACUCACAACUGAAAUUGUUGCUCCUUCCUUUUGCAAUGAUUUUUGAUUCUCAAGGUUAUGUGGCCGUUUAACCUAGUGCCCUAUAUUUGUCAUGGGAUUCAUGAGAAAACCUGCAAGUUGCACCUGACAAUUUUAAAUAUUGACUACAUUGUUUCAAAACCAGGAAACCCAAAUCUUGUUUUUGAAUUGCAAGACACUGACUAGACUGAAACCUUUAUUUUACUAUUUGUAAAUGCAUAAUAUUUGCAUUUAUUGUCAAAUGACGAGUGAAGGCAUUCCAUUGAUUUGCUUUUUUUCUUUAACCUUCACUUGGAAUGCUACAAUGAUGUUCCUAUUUGUAACAUCUGGGCAAAUAUUGGUACAGCUGCUCCUAAAUCAUGUUAAGUUUCACGCUGUCUCGUAGUUUCGAAGACUUACCCAUUAAUGCACUCUUCACUGACAGCUAGACCAAGAAAAUCCACAAGUCCUGUGAGAUUUACAUCACAGUUGAAUUACCAACGUUUGUGACUAAAUGCCACUUCAACUUUAAAUUACAAUACUAGCAGAUGCAACUAUGCAGCCUCUGUGUGAGGUUAAUUCAAGGUGGGAAUAAUACAUUUCCUCUUAUUUGCACUUGUAUUGAAAAACAAAAUUUUCCAACCAAAAAUUUAGAUAAUCAGAAAGUAUUCAUCAAAAAGAGGUUAGAAAGGCCCAGAAACUCUGUUAGAUACUGUAGAUGUAAAAAGCCUUUAUAUGUGGAAUUUAAAACUUUUUUUUUUUAUUAGCCUUAUUACAAGAUUUUUAAAAUUAUAGUAUCCAACUGAGUGCUUGAUUUGACAUGGAAUUCCUUCCAACUUCUGUUCUGGUGCAUAUUCAACCCUUCCAAGAACACCAGGGGAUACAAGAUAGCAGCAGCACUCUAACUGCCUUUUGUUGAAAACUGAUGUUGUUUUGGCCAGAAAGCAAAAUUCAUAUUUUAUAAUUAAAAAUUGCUACAAGUUUAAGUGUACUUGAAAGGGUGCAUGUUUGUAAAAAGCUAGUUAGACCUGGAAAACAGUUUCUUUUGACAGAAAUUCUUCGACACUUCAUUUUUAACUGUUCAACUUUCACACCUGAAUAUUUCAAGCAUCGUCCAACAGUUUCCCAAAUAUGGAGUUUUAUGGUGUUAUUUUGUGUUUUGAGUUCCUUGAGCACUUAAUGGAGAAAAUGAAAUGAUUCUCCUACAAGCACAGUAUUAUACAAUCAACGUAUAUAUUGUUUUAAUAUGCUACAAUUUCUUCAAUGAAAAUGUUGCUGUGAUUUACAAACAAUUAGGCUGUUUGUGAACUUUUUUUAAAAUACUGGAAACAGCUGCAUGAGCCAUUUUAGCUGACCUCAGUGUUUUGAUCAAUGUUUGCUUCACUUUAUUUUCUAGCACUCAUUCUGUUGCAUAAAUGCUUUCUCAUACACACCAGGUUGUGCUAUCCUGUUUUGAGUCUUCUUUUUUGUCUUCCACAAAACAGUAAUUGAGGCUAUCAUAAGAGCUGACAUCAAUACACUUUUGUCGACUCAGGCAGCUGUUUGAUGCCUCAUUUAGUUGCGGAAACUGAUGCUCAUUGUUGUCUUAGCGGAUUCCCUUUAUACAAUGUCUUUAAAGUCUUAUUAGAUUAAUUUCUCAUGAAGUAUAAACUUUUAAAACAAUAAAUCAUUUGAUGGGCUUGUGUUCUCUAGCUGUGCCAAGUACCUGAGAACAUGAGAGCUGUUUUAAUAACUAAAGUCCUUAGUUUUGCAGAAUGGCAGCACAACAAUACUUUCGAGUUUUUGUAUGUACAUAUAAUUGUGUGAUGUGAUAUAAACGACAAUGCCCGAAAUUAAGUUGAGAGCAGUUACCCAAAAGCAUUUGUUUUUGAUAGUAUGUAUAAAUAAGUGAUAACUUGUUGAUUCUUCAUUACCAUUUUGUUUGUCUAGAACAAUGAUGU